Molecule: messenger RNA, 18892 nt
Organism: Erpetoichthys calabaricus (reedfish)
Lineage: Eukaryota; Metazoa; Chordata; Cladistia; Polypteriformes; Polypteridae
Gene: arfgef3
Product: ARFGEF family member 3
Exons: 34
Coding region: 475-6993 (2172 amino acids)
Biological process (GO): regulation of ARF protein signal transduction
Molecular function (GO): guanyl-nucleotide exchange factor activity
Source: RefSeq, a predicted model, not a curated record
CAGGUACUACUUUUAUAUUAUUUCUCAACUUUGGGUGAUGUAAAUCGACGAGGUCACUUGCCUGCGGUUUAAUUCCAAUCCUCAGUCUUGAAUUCCAUCUCCGUACUUUCCAAGUUGCUCACUGCUCCGCCAAGAAUGAGGGAAAUGGACUGUCUGUGAGCAAAGAAUUUUUCGGGAGGACCCCUAAUGUUUCUACCUGCCUGUCUGCCCGGGCAGGGCUUCGUGACAGGGCUUCUUCGGCUGUCUUCUGUCUCGUGACGUACUUGAGCUCCGCAGUUUGCAGGGAAGCCCCCUUUGGCUCGACUGACGUGCUCCUCCUCCUCCUUCUUCUUCUUCCCCAUCGCCGGCCUUUGAAAUGAAUCAUCAUUAGAGAGGAUGCUGCGUGUUUAGUCGCGCUGUUCCUUCGCAACUGUUGCAAAAAGGAAGGGGGGUUUUUAUUUUUUUUUAUUUUAAGAAAAUCACCACAUCUUUAGAAUGGAGGAGCUUCUGAAAAAGCUGCAGAAGGACGCGUCUGGAAACAAAUACAAAGCCAUCCGGGAUGCGUGCGCUUCAGCGUCAGAGUCACUUGAUGCACAGAGUGGAUCAGUGAAAAUUCUGCCAUAUCAGCUAAGAGAAAGAUGCCUUCUACCCUUGAAGAUGGCACUGGAGUCGAAAAACAUGAAGCUGGCACAGGUUGCACUCGCUGGAAUGCAGAAGCUUCUGUCAGAAGAGAGAUUCAUUGCUACUGAUAAAGAACCUGCAGAGAAGGCACUACUGAAUCAAAUGCUGGAAGCUGUCAGAGUCACACCAUCCCUUCAUGAGGACCUGCAAGUGGAAGUUAUGAAGGUUUUGUUGUGCAUAACGUACUCUUCAGCCUUUGAGAUUAAUGGGGACUCCAUUCUGAAAAUUGCUGAGGUGUGUACAGAGACAUAUAUGUCAAGCUGUCACCAGCGAAGUAUAAACACUGCUGUACGGGCCACACUGAGUCAAAUGCUGAGCGACCUGACCCUCCAGUUACGACAGAAGCAGGAGAACGUGGCAUCCGAUGGCCAAGAUGAAGUACUGUCUGGAUAUCAGCACAAAGAGACUUUGCUAAGCACCGAAGGACUUUGUGAGGAUAUCGUGUCUGUCCUUGCUGUCUUUUGUGAGAAGCUGCAAGGUGUCAUUAAUGAAAAUCAACAGCUCCAACUUUUGUAUCUGGAAUGCAUCCUGUCCAUGUUGAGCAGCUGUCCUUCAAACAUGUACUCUCACAAAGGCUUUACGGACUUAAUUUGGAAGCAGUUGUGUCCAGCUCUGAUUGUCAUUCUUGGGAACCCCAUGAAUGACAAAACCAUUACAUCAGCUCAUGGUGUAAUAUUACAAGAGACGGAAUCCUCCUCGGCGGGCGUGCUUGACCAAGGUCGUGGAUCUGGUUGUUCAUCCAGUGCUCCGACGCUCAUCGGCCCUGUAGCACGCACCAUUUACUAUAUGGCAGCCGAGCUGGUGCGACUAGUUGGGUGCGUGGACUCCAUGAAGCCAGUUCUGCAGUCUCUGUAUCAUCGUAUCCUUCUGUAUCCGCCGCCCCAGCACAGGGUGGAAGCUAUCAAAAUCAUGAAAGAGAUUCUGAGCAGUCCCCGGCGCCUUUUUGACCUGGCAGGACCUGCAAUUAAUGAUGAAGAAACCAAGAAGAGGUCAUUCUCUAAGAGGAAAUCCCACCUGGACUUAUUAAAACUUAUAAUGGACGGCAUGACUGAAGCCUGCAUGAAGGGUGGAAUCGAGGCCUGCUUUUCAUCUGUGUCAUGUGUGUGUUCCUUACUGAGUGCUUUGGAUGAACUGAGUCACGGCAAGGGGCUUCAGGCAGAACAGAUCCACCUUUUGCUGAAACGCUUGGAGGAGCUUAAAGAUGGCACAGAAUCUACGCGGGAAUCAAUGGAAAUAAAUGAAGCAGACUUCCGGUGGCAGCAGCGUGUCCUCUCCUCAGAGCACACCCCCUGGGAGUCGAACACUGAGAAGAGCCCAGAUAUCAGCAUUAGCGUAACUACCGAUACCGGUAGGACUACUUUGGAGGGAGAUUUAGGGCAGACCACACCUGAAGAGGGGGCUGAUGGUUCUAGAGCCGGUCUACCAUCCCCUUGUGGGCAAGAUAAUGGCGAGGUCAUGGGUCGGGAAGUGGAACUCGAAAGUAAUGAUCAACCAGAUGUAAUUCAGAGAAGCCAUGGCCUCGUCUUCCCCGAUAUAACUAACUUUCUGUCAGUGGAGUGCAGGACUCGGUCACAUGGCUCUAGGUAUAGCGAAAGCAACUUUAGCAUCGAUGAGCAGGAUCUUUCAAGGACAGAGUUUGACUCUUGUGACCAAUAUUCUAUGGCGGCAGAAAAAGAUUCGGGCAGAUCAGAUGUCUCAGACAUGGGUUCGGACAACUGUUCCUUGGCAGAUGAAGAACAGACCCCCAGAGAAUGCCUGGGUCACAGAUCACUACGCACAGGCCUGUCCUUGAACCUGCUAAAAAAUCAAGAGGCUGACCAGCACUGCGUCCGACUAUUUGUCCAGUCGCUUAUUAAUCUCCUUCCUCAACUGCUGUCGGUCCACACUGCUGCCGAAGUGGAUUUAUUGAUCCAGAACUUCUCGUCAAACUUCUGUUCCAGUCUACAAACAGGUGGGAUGCAUUCACCUGGCUUUGAAGGCAGUGACGCUCUCAGCAGUCAGACCCAAAUGAAUGCUGAUGGACUUUACCUGGUUUCCUUCUACACACUUCUGCUCAACCUUAAGCUGUGCUGCUGCGAUUACUAUAGAAGAAAGCCAUCUCCAGUCCCCAUCAGUUCGAAGGAAUUUGUGAGACAAAUCCAGAGCAGUGGGCUGGUGGUGAUGCUGUCCCAGGUUUGGAUUGAAGAGCUGUACCAUCAAGUUCUCGAAAGGAACCUGCUGGGUGAGGCUGGUUACUGGGGAGUCCCUGAGGAGUACACCCUGCCACUCAUCACAAUGCUGACCGAUAUUGAUGGCCUUGGGAGCACCGCCAUUGGAGGUCAGCUAAUUCGCAGACCUAUGAUGCAGUCUUCUCUUUCCCAAGACAAAGCUGGAGAUGACUCGGCAGUGGCAGGAGUGGUUUUUGCCCGAUACAUUCUGAUUGGCUGCUGGAAAAACCUGAUUGACACCUUAUCGGCACCGCUGACUGGACGUAUGGCAGGGAGCUCUAAGGGCCUGGCUUUCAUUCUGGGUGCAGAAGGUGUGAAGGAGCAAAACCAGAAGGAGCGGGAUGCGAUCUGCCUAAGCCUGGAUGGGUUGAGGAAGGCGGCAGGACUCAGCUGUGCCUUAGGGGUUGCUGCCAACUGUGCCUCUGCUUUGGCUCAAAUGGCGGCAGCAUCAUGCGUGCAGGAAGACAAGGAGGAAAAAGACGCCCCAGAGACAAGUGAUACUAUAUCUCAAGUGAAGCAGAAAGUGGAGCAGAAACUGGAGCAAAUCGGGAGGCCUCAAGGCGUGCGUCUGCACACAGCCCACGUCCUCUGCAUGGAUGCCAUCCUUAAUGUGGGCCUGGAAAUGGGGAGUCACAACCUGGACUGCUGGCCCCAUGUCUUCAGGGUCUGCGAAUUUGUCAGCACCUUGGAGCACUCUCAUUUCAGUGAUGGCACCUCCCAACCUCCUGUCACCAUCACUCAGGCUCAGCAGGCAGUGGACUUGGCUCUGGAGCCCUCCCAGGAACAUGUCUCAGAGCAAGACCUGACCCUCAGUCACCCUGUCAUUCAGCCAUUAUCUAUUCAAGAGCUCAUCCGAGAAACGAGCAAGGGCAAAAUGUUUGACUUCCGAGGAGGAAGCCUGCUGAGCGGCAACAGUGCAGCCAAGGCUGUGUGCACGCUUUCCACCCAAGUUGACAGGUUAUUUGAGGAUGCGGCAAACAAAUUAAACCUGGCCGCUUUGAUCGGAUUUCUUCAACAACUACGAAAAGCCUCCCAGGCCCAGCUCUUCAACUCGGUGCCAGAGACGUUGGACUAUUCAUUGAUAAUGCCAGAAGCCAGGUCAACUCAAGAGAGGAAGAGUGUGCUUCAUCUCUUCCGCCUGGGAGAUGUAAUGUUACGGAUCGUCAGGAGCAAAUCACGUCCAUUACUUCACAUGAUGAGAGCCUGGAGUGUCGUGUCUUCUCAUUUAGUGGAGGCCGCUUGCCACAAAGAGAGACAUGUUUCCCAAAAGGCUGUGUCCUUCAUACAUGACACUCUCACUGAGGUCCUAUCCAACUGGCAUGAAUUGCCUCAUUUCCGCUUCAAUGAGGCCUUGUUUCGCCCAUUUGAGCGCAUUAUGCAGCUGGAGUUAUGUGAUGAAGACGUGCAGGAUCAGGUAGUCACUUCCAUCGGCGAACUGGUGGAGAUGUGCUCUCCUCAGAUCCAGUCUGGUUGGCGGCCCCUCUUCAGUGCACUGAGGACUGUGCACAGUAAUAAGUCUGAAGUCAAAGACUACCUUGUUGGAGAGUACUCAACGGGAAAAUGUCAGGCCCCUGUGUUUGAUGUCUUUGAGGCCUUUAUCAACACUGACAACAUUCAAGUGUUCGCCAAUGCUGCUACCGACUACAUUAUGUGCCUUAUGAAUUUCGUCAAAGGGUUAGGUGAAGCAGACUGCAAAGAAGCUGGAGACUGCGGUCAAGGUGUUGGAUGUGCUUCAACAGAUUUAUGCCUUCCUGCUUUGGAUUAUCUACGGAAGUGUUCACAGCUGUUGACCAAAAUUUACAAGAUGCCAUCCAAACCGCUGUUCAUUCGUGUAGGCCACCCAAGAACACCCUUGCGAGCUCAAGAGAGGUCAACAAGUAGCGAGGAUGGGGUGGAAUCCAUUCUUGCUGACUUUGAUGACAAUACUGGUCUGAUUCAAGUGUGGAUAUUGCUACUAGAGGAGCUCACCAAUGCUGUCUACAACUGCCCACGUCAGCAUCAGCCCCCGACACUGGACCUGCUCUUUGAGCUGCUCAGAGAAGUCACCAAAAUCCCAGGACCUGGAUUUGGCAUAUUCUCUGUUAUUCAGCUUCUCCUGCCCGUGAUGACGCUAUGGCUGCAGCGCAGUCAUGGGAACCACUCUUACUGGGAAGUUGCUGCCUCGAACUUCAAGCAUGCCAUUGGUUUGUCUUCUGAGUUGGUGGUGGAGCAUAUUCAGAGUUUCAUCCAUUCAGAUAUUGGUUAUGAAAACAUGAUCAACCUCAUGCUGAAAGAUCUUUUCAAGCUUUUGGUAGCCUGUGUUGCAGAACCAACUGAAACAAUCUCAAGAGUGGGAUGUUCCUGCAUUAGAUAUGUUCUUGUUACUGCCGGCCCAGUCUUUACAGAGGAGAUGUGGAGGUUGGCCUGCUGUGCCCUCCAGGAUGCAUUUUCUGCCACUUUAGAACCAGUCAAGAACCUCCUUGCUUGCUUCCACAGCGGCUCAGACAGUUUCACUGGAGAUGCCUGUGAAGUGAAGGUAGCAGCUCCUUCUCAUUCACCUACUGCCGAAGCAGAGUAUUCGAGAAUUCGUGCCAUGGCCCAGCAGGUGUUCAUGCUAGAUACUCAGUGUUCGCCAAAAACACCAAACAGCAAGGAAGGCUUCGAACAUGCCCAGUCGUGUGUUCUUAUUAUUGAAUUGCCUGGUAAUCAGAAAUCAAAUGGACACACCCAGAAAAGAAUACCAUUUAGGACAAUAGUAGUCAGUUUACUUUCCCACCAGGUGUUGCUUCAGAACCUUUAUGAUAUUCUUUUAGAAGAAUUUGUGAAAGGCCCCACUCAGGUGGAAGGCCAGGAGAAGACUACCCCUCUACUGGAAACAAAGCCAGCAGGGUUCCUGAGAUACAUCUCAAUGCAAAACCUGGCCAUAAUAUUUGACUUGUUGUUGGAUUCCUAUAGAACAGCUAGUGAUUUUGACACAAGACCAGGCCUGAAGUACCUGCUUAUGAAGGUGUCAGGAGUUUGUGGAGCAGCCAAUCUCUACCGGCAGUCUGCCAUGAGUUUUAAUAUUUACUUUCAGGCCCUCGUCUGUGCAACCUUAACCAACCAAGAGAACAUCACAGCUGAUCAAGUUAAAAAAAUACUUUAUGAGGAAGAAGAAGGCAGUACGGACUCUUCACAGCAGUGCUCCUCAGAAGAUGAAGACAUUUUUGAAGAAACUGCUCAGGUCAGCCCUCCAAGAGGCAAAGAAAAGCGCCAAUGGAGAGCCACAAUCCCCUCCCUAAGCAUCCAGCCAAUUAGCAAUGCUGAUUGGGCUUGGUUGGUCAAACGUCUCCACAAACUUUGCAUGGACCUUUGUAAAAACUACAUCCAGAUGCACCUUGACCUAGAGAGCAACAUGGAUGAACCGCCUGUUCUGAAAGGCGAUCCCCUUUUCUUCUUGCCACUUUUUCCUUCGGAAACGUCUACCCCCUCUACUGGGGGUCUUUCGAGCAAAGGAACCCCAUCAGAAGAACUUGGACGAAGCCAAGUUGUUGAGACACCUGGGGAGGAAACACCAAGCACAGGCCCUUGUCUGACACCACUGAGCCACAAAGGAGAAAAGAGAGAACAGGGCAAAAAGAAAGAGUGGUGGGAGAGUGCUGGAAAUAAACUGUAUACCAUUGCGACAGACAAGACUAUCACUAAGCUCAUGAUCGAGUAUAAAAAAAGGAAGCAGCAGCACAACCUGACUACUUUUGUAAAAGAGACAAAGAUGGACAAGAAAGGGGAUGGCAUCAACCUACGAGGUCCAGAUUCUCCAAGACCCCAAAGACCUCAACAUCUGGUGGAUCAAGGGACAAUGAGACAUUCCUUCAGUGCUGGUCCAGAGGUUUUGAGGCAGGAGAAACGCCCCCGCUCUGGUUCAACAGCUAGCUCCCAUAAUAUAUCUUUAAGAGAUGCUGAAGCGCAGAUACAGGCCUGGACCAAUAUGGUAUUAACCAUGCUAAACCAAAUCCAGCUGCUCCCGGACCCCACCUUCAUUGCUCUACAGCCAGCUGUGUUUCCAUGCAUCAGUCAGCUGACGUGUCACGUGACAGACAACGAGGUUCGCCAAGCUGUGAGAGAGUGGCUGGGAAGGCUGGGCAGAGUCUAUGAGAUUAUUGUCUGAGGGUCAUUCAGAGUGACUUGGAGAAAAGAUGACCAAGGAGCCAAACUCCAUUUUUGUUCCUUUUGUGAUGAGCUGUACUCUUGUCGAGCUGUGUAACUACACAAGGUAUAGAUGGUGUAUUUUUAUCAUCAUCCUACUGAACUUUUGAAAUUUGUGUUGAACCUCAAAAAUGAGUAAAAUUUCACAAGCCAUAGAUGGCCUGCAUAUACUUAAGAGACAUUAUUUAUCUUUUUAAUUUAUGCUCGCUAGCUCGUUUUGCACCAUGUUUGCAGCUGGACCCGCAGUGUUUUACUGGCCGUGUCCAUUCUUUUCAGGUAUGAUAUGAAAAAGAAAUGUGUGUGCCACCUGAAACACCCCUUGAUGCUAAACCUGUCAGUGCCAGUGUUUCUACGCUGAUUGUAGAGUGGCGCAUUUUAUAAUCAAACGAAUGGCUCACUUGUACUAAUUGAUGCCCAGAAGCAGUGUAGGCUUUGGUGACGUCACAUUCUUGCAUCUGCGUCCUACUCCAGUCUUCUUUGUCAUAGGCCUGCUUGAGCUGGCACACUGUUCACCAGUGUCCUUAAUUCCAGUGUGCCAGACUGUCUUGUGUGGACAUUAAUUUUAAGUAUACCUGCCAGCCUCCAUCUUUUAACGUGAUUACUUUAUUUGUGUAACAUGCAUGCAGUUUAAGCAAUGAAUAUGCUAUAAUUACUAAAAGAGUGAUUAUGGUGUGAGAAUCAUUUGUAGUUUCAGCAAUAGUGACUGUUAGAUACCUACAUUUUAUGUUAAAAACAAAAGAAAACUCAGAAGAAAGAUCUAUUAAAUCUCCUCCCCAUUAUGGCAUUAAAUAUUCAUGUAUGUUAAAGUGGUUUUAAAAAAUAAUAUUUCAAAACCUUCACCCUGAAAAAGAUAUUGCCCAGUCAGAGAUCACGGAAGAUUUGCUUGAUGUCUGUUCUAUAGGUGACUUAAAAAAUGUUAAAGUACCUUGAACGUGUGCUUUAGUGUCUACUUCAUCAUACUAAAUUUUUAUAUCAGUGUGCAUGAGUGAGUAUGGACAAAAAAGAAUUUUCCACCCAAAAAUUAUAUUCUUUUAAUACUUCAAGGUGGGUGUCGACAACGGUCGACACAUAAAGAAUUGAAGGUUAACCGCCUAGACAAAUCACCUAAAAUGUAGUAUAUAGUUCCAUCCACUAGAUGGCAGCAAAUACAAUGAAUCACCACUCAUUUUCAUUACAGCAUGGCGUCAAAUGCCGGCUGCUGCUCUUGUCAAAAGAAAUCCCUUGCCAGAGAGGUGUUGUGUAUUGUUGAUGACUCGGAUUCUGCUCUGUCAGAUGAGGAUUUUGAGCUGUCGGAGGAGAGUGACAAUGAGAGUGCUGGUGAAAAACUGUUUUGUUAGUUUUAUCCAUCCAUCCAUCCAUUUUCCAACCCGCUGAAUCCGAACACAGGGUCACGGGGGUCUGCUGGAGCCAAUCCCAGCCAACGUAGGGCACAAGGCAGGAACCAAUCCCGAGCAGGGUGCCAACCCACCGCAGAGAAACAACAUUAAACAGCAAAAGUGAAGCAUGUUCACACAAUUUUGAGAUUUUGAAUCGACAAGAUUCUUUCAUUGGUCAGGAUCCCUGUCUUGAAUUUCAAAACUCAAAAUUGCUUGAACGCGUCAUAGCAAUGACAGAACUUCAAUACCCAGCAGCAUCAGGAUCGCCAUAUAACGAGAUAGCUUCAACUGUUCACUCCAAGGCUGCUGGGAGAAAGGAAACGAGGUGCUGAAGUUCAAUGGAAGUCAGCGGGGAUUAGCACGAUUGUCUUUGGUGUAAUGUUAUUGCUCCCACUGCUGCAGCAAAUCAUUCAUUUUGGAUGACAAUUACUCACACCUUAAAAAUGUAAAGUUUUUCAGGAAUCUUGUCCAGUGCCAGGUUUGUUCAUGUGAUUUCAUGUCAUUUUGGAAGUCAUCAUUCACUGAGCACACGCCAUCUAUUACAACUCAUCAUUGAACAUUGACAAUCAUGGUAGGACUCUAUUACAUCUCUUUCAGAAGGUUGUUUGAAUUUCAUCCAUUCCUCCAUAACAUCUGUGAAUUUUAACUAUGUUUGUGAGUGUUUACUGUUCAUCAUAAACUGGGAUUGUUUAAUUGGUUCGUUGUCACCAUCGCAGUUUAUUCUGGUGGGUUUCUACAUGUGUGUUUUUUUCAUUAUUUAUUCAAUACAUUCUUUUUCAUUUAUUUAAAUGAACACUUUGUUACUGGUGGGUGAGUUUGGAUGUGUUCCUGGUGUCUCUUAAAUAAAAAUUGCAGCUGCUACAACAACUCACUUUUAUGCACAACUCUCAUUUUCCUAAAGUAUCGAACACUAUUUUAUCAAAUCACACAUGCGUUUUAGAUAUUCGGAGCAUACAACUGGAUAACUGACGUGUGUAUUAUGCAACAGGACUAGCCUGAGAUGUUUUGAUUGAAGUUUUAACCUUGUUUGCUGCUGUUUAGCAUUGAGCCAUCCUAGUUCUUAUUGGAGCCCAUUGUGUUAGAAACUGUUUUCCAUAAAAACAAGAGAUUGAAUUUUUUUCUUAGUUAUUAUUACAAAUGAAACAGGGUAAAUAACAGAUAAAAAAGUAUCAUUUUUGGGUAGAGUAUAAGACUUGGUUAUGUACAGUGCAGUACUAUUAAACGGCAUUCUGUAUGUGACGCUGGCCAUGUCACUGUCCAGUGCAAAAAUGUUAAAAACAAAAAAUAUUAAAAAUGUGCUGUCAUAGCCCUCUGUAAAAUAAAUAUUGACCAAAAAUUGUAAAUUAAAAUUCUACCUUUUGACAAAAUGGAGCUGCAGUAGACCACCCUGUCUGUGAUGCUCAGGUUAGCUCAUCCCACUGAGACAAGAAAUGAAAGUCAAAAAACGAGAGCAAAAGAUCUGAAUCAGAAAUAUUGUUAGGAAAAAGGAUUUAAUAAAGGCAAAGGUUUUAAUUUUUAAGAGACAAAAAUAAAAGUCAGAAAACAAGUGAAAAAGAUCUAAAUCAGAAAUUCUGCUAGGAAAAAGGAUUUAAAAAAGGCAUAGGUUUUGAUUUGAAUCUGUGACAGCAACAGAGACAAAAAUAAAAGCUGAAAAAUGAGUGCAAAAGAUCCAAAUCAGAAAUAUCGUUAUAAGGCAAAAGUUUGGAAUUAAAUCCAUGAACUCAGAUGAGGAAAUAAUUUGUUUCAAGGUGAGCUUUUAUCCCAAUGCGACGUUAUUGGCACUUCACAGGCGCAGAGGACACCCCCCCAACAACAUUGCUGUCCUGACAACAGAAGCUCAAAAUGAUCCCACUGGUAAAUAAUCAAAAUGGCAGCUAAAACAACCCAAAUAAAAUUACAAAACCAUAACUAAGCUAAAAGCCUUGUCCAGAUAUUGUGAGGUUAGUGUCAUCACCAGACACCUCAAGGUGGACCAUACAAAAAGAGCAAGAAAAAGUUAUAUGAAUGAAAAUCCCUUCAUUGCAGUAAUGACAGAAUGAGGUUUUAUUCGGAAAUAAACUAACAAAGAAGUUCAUUGUUUAUGGAAAUGUGCAUGAGAAGACAUAGGUAGGUGUUUCUUGGGUUAAAUAGUGGUUCUCGUUUUGUCCACUCGUUUGACCUCAGAAGCAGUCUUUUUGACAUUCACCUCCACGAUUCCCAGCAAUAUGGUGUAAAUUCCAUGGAAGUUGAUCAGAAGAGCCCAGUGAUUUGCCCAUUUUAAGAGGACACCUGCUGUUCUCUUUGUCACUUCAUUCUUUUCUAAGCAUUUUUAAAAAUGCCCUAAUUUAACUGCUCCAAUACUUUAACAUAGAAAAUAAUUACUGGCUGAAAAGAAGACCACCAGUCAUCUAUAUGAAUGAGGAAAAGCCCAAUACAAAUUACUUCACUGACAUCUAUUAUGGUUCCUUGCUCCCCAUGGACCCUCCUGAGUUUACUAGUUUUUAUUAACAGGGCUUUUUUGAGCAACCUGCCUCAGGGAGUUGAUCUGAUCUUAAAACUUUUAAACAAGUCUUAGCUGUCCUCUGUUCAACAAUAAGCUUUUGUGUUUUCAAUCAUCUUGGCACGUGGGCUGAGAUUUCUAAGAAGUGCAGGAUUUUUCAUAAUCCAGCCCAGAUAUUUCUCCAUUGUGCCAUUCACAAUCCUUGUGCUGCUCUGCUCAGAUUUCCAACUUGAAGGUCACAUAAAUCCCUGAGAUUUAGCUCCGGAAAGCCAGAGACUCAAUACUAGAAAAAAUUAAAUAGCCUUGGGUUCUCAGACUGUAAGAGCAAAAUCUGGGCCAGCCCUGUCAUGAUCAUUUUUAAUUUUUUAUUCAUUUUUUUUCCAGCCUUGAAGUAUAUUGAUGGUUAUAUAGGUCAAUGAAUUUAAUGAUCUGAUGUGUUUUUUUUGUUAAUUUUGAAAUACUGUACAUCUUCUCAGGGUGCUGUUUUGUUUUUAGUAUCAUACCGUCAUUGUUCCACUGUUAAUAAUGCAGGAUUGCCAAGCUGUUGCUGGACAAGACAUUCAGCAGCAUGUGAUGCAUGGCAGUGUAUAGGUCAGUGUCAUGCGCUGCUUUAUUGUCUAAGGUUUGUGACUAAUAAAGAUCUAUCUAUCUAUCUAUCUAUCUAUCUAUCUAUCUAUCUAUCUAUCUAAUUUGAAACUUAAAACUCUAGUAUCAUCAUUGUUAAAACUCUCUGGUUACAACUUGCUUUCUGUUCUUCGACUUCGAUUUACGUCUUGCAUUUUGACUUUGACAACAUGAAAUAUUCUGGUUUUUGAAGCUCCUACUACGAUUAUGUCUCACAUCCUGGGCACUAUUUCUUUGAAUCUCAUCUUCCCAAGUUUCCACUUUAGCUCAUAAUUAUUACUGUUGCAUUCCAUUUCCUGAUACUUAGAACCAGUGCUUAUUUUGUAAACAGAAAGGUGGUGGUACACGUAUGUUGCAUUUGGAUCACGUCUCAGGUACUGCAAAGGUGUAUAGAAGGCGAGAGACCUAGCACUACAUGUUUUGUUUAUUUGGUGAAAUUUGAAUUUGACAAAUCAUCAAGCGUACCGUAAUGCAUAAUAUUGUGCUUGACAGUUUAAAAUUAAAAUUAUUAAAAUUAUUGCAAGUUAAUAACGAAUGCUGCAUUCUACAUAAAAGUUGUUAUGCAGUCUUGCAAAACAAUCAAAGCUUAAAUUGACUGUUUUAAAGAAAAUUCCCAACUUUUUUUCAUGUUUUCAUCAAAUGUAGUCUUUCUAAUUCGUUCUUUGCUUCGAGUGUCAAUGGCUGAUCGUCGUCCUCGUAACAGCCAUGAAUUAACGUAUCUUGCAAGAUCGAAGCGUGUGAGUGCUGGGCAACCAAUUGUAUGAAGAGAAUUGCGGAGACCGUGCUUGUCAGUAACAAGGCUCUCAUUGGAGUAAUAAUUUGAUUCAUUUGUGAAAACCCACAUUUGCGUUCACUUGAUGAAAUUGAAAUACAACUAAGACUCUGCACACAGUUCUUUAUGGAAUCAUUUAAUAUGUAGUCGAUGCCACAACUAGUUAUCACGACCAGUAUAUCGUCACAAAAAAAAGAAAUGCCCUGCUUAGAAUUGCUGCUGCCCUGUGCAGUCAUUACAGAUAUGUUAAGAAAUGCUUGUUCUUGGCAUCUCCCCAAUCUUUACUAGGCAUACACUUAAUUGAAAUACAAUCCGUACUGAGAAACAAGCUUCAUAAUACAAUACUCCCACGACAGGGUGCCUCCUCAGAACAGUAGAUACAAUAACACACAUACUGUAUAUUAUUUUUGGAAACAUUGUGGGGAAAAAAAGGUUUAGGAUUAGCAUAAAAUCAAUAACUCUACGUUAACACUACAAGCCCAUUUCUCAGUUAGGAUUUUUUCCUCAGAUUAGAUUGUCCUGUCUUGAUGGUUCACAUUCAUAAGUACUAGUGACCUGUAAUGAAAAGUAAAAUGAACACGUCUGUCAUCCAAAAUGGCACACAUUGAUACAUUUGUGCCCAAGUUAUCUGCAUCACCAAGAACAAAAAACUUCAUAUUUGUGAGACGAUUUGUGGUAUUAAAACUGGCAUAAUGGAUGCACUAGUAGCUAGUUUAUGCAUCGCAUUUCCAUCCGCAUGGUGGCAAACAGCUUGUCAUGCUGUACAUUAUUAGGCCAAGAAGCAAAAACAGAGCAAGAUGGCUAGAUUGUGCUUUUUGCACAUCUAUUCCUACCACUGCUGCCCCAAGAGAUGUGUGGGUAUGAGAAAAGAGCCAUCAAUGGUGGGACCGUGACAAUAGUCACAGCUGUAGCUCUCCUCCAUUGUUGUUUUGCCACACUGCCAGUGCUGGCUGAUGAUGACAGCGCUAGGUCCCUGCAUACAGGCAAAGUUACAAUCUGAUGGCUGUUGUAUGGCAACAAAUCGGAUACGUAUCUGAUCCAGGACCACAUGUUAAAGUGACUCUGAUUUGUAAAGAUUGGAUUUCUUUGUCCACACAGCCCUGAAGACACCAGAUUUGUGUCACAAUAAGGGACAUAAUUGGACCUAAGUCAUUAUAGCUUGGCGACCGUAGUCAUAAGACACAACACAUGCAUUACAAACAAAACAAAUGUGUAAAUUCUUCACCAUUUCUUUUUGGCCCAAGUGUUUGUUUUUUUUUCCAGUUUUGCAAUUGUGAAGUUGAAUGCAAAAUGUAACUUAACGCUGGCUUCUCCCACACAUUUUUGUAUAUGCCUUGGCAGUUUCAAGCUCUCAUUUGCACCUGAGCUUGCCUCAUUUUUCGCACCCGAGAGCAUUUUCUGGAAAUGGGGUGGGAGUUGCUAUCGAUUCUAACGGUAGAGGGUCACUGCUCCGAUGAUCGUGCUCGAUCCUCCAUCGCUCUAAUAAAUGCGCUUGAUUCUCCAAGGGGAGUGCACUUAAAUGGGAAAAAGAGGGUUCAGACACCAAAAAGGGUGAGAAACAUUGGAUUAUGUGACGCAAAUAACGUGAGAUUUUCUCAUGGAUUUUUGGUAAAGUUUACUGUUGGCCACCAUAGACACCAAUAAUCUUUAUCUUCAUUCUGCAUGAAAACAUGAGAUUAACAAAUUUCUCAGCCAUUGCUACAAACUACGUACAUAGGGCAAGUUAGAUAUAGGGAAAGUGUCAUUAUUGGGUGGAGUAUCCCUUUGAGGCUGAUCCUGUAUGCAUCUUGGGAAAUGUUCUCAGGCCAUUUUUAAUGAAGUGUGACAUAAUAUUUAUGCAUUGUAGUUGCAUGUAAGCCAUUUUGAAACCAUCACCUUUAAUGGCUUUGUUUAGUAUUAACAAUCUGAAAAUGGAGAAAAUUAAAAGUAUUAAACAUUUAAAGUAAUGAUAGACCACAGAAGAUGGGUCAUAAGCUUAUCUAUGUGAAAGAAAAAAGGCUUUACACUAAAACAACAGUGUUACAAAAGUGCCAUGAACACAUCCAUUGAUUUGACGUUUAAUCUGAACCCAGCUUGUAGUGUGGUGGAUAAAUGGGAAGAUGUCAAGUGUACAUGGUCACCAUGAUGUUGGCUCACAAAUCUUCCAGUUUAGCCAAUUUAUUCGUACGGCAGUCUACCUGGACGAAGGUGCAAAGACACCAUGUCACCCAGUGACAUAGGCAGCCUGUUAAAGCACGACGGGAAUGUGAAAUGUCAAAAACACAAGCAUUUUUUGUAUUAAUUUAAAAUGCGCGUACCACAGACCCCACUAUAUCACACUGCCCUCUUCUGGAUUGGAGCUCCAAAAUAAUCAGUCUUGAACCACUGAGUUGAUCCUGUUGCACACUGAUGUGCCAAUUUCAUCAGUUUGUAGAACUGAAUUAAUACAUGAAUAACUGUUUCAUUGUUCUUUCCCUAAAUUUUGUAAUAAAUAAAUAAAUAAAGGGGGUUUGCUUGUGCAUCAAGGUCAUGCAUACAUUAUUUAUUUCUCCAUUUCAAAUUCAUUUUCUCUCUCUAUUCCAUGGUUGUGUAGAAGGUAUCUGUGUAAACUACUAGGAUCCCCCCAAUAGCAGGUUCUCUCAGCAACUUUUACUAAUGAAAAUGUGACAUUAUUUAAUUCUGUGCUUGUGUCUCUUGCAUUUACAUUCAGUAAUGCAAAGGAAGUCCAUCACAAAGUGUUGCAUUUAGAGAACUGAAAGAUCAAAAGUGUGUUUGAAUGUAAAAUUAGGGUUUGAACAUUUGCUGCUGCAGUAUAAAAUCUGAAAUAUUUAACUUCAUCAGCAAGAAGUCUCUUCGUAAAUUACAUUUUGCAAUUUUAUUUUUGUAUUUUCUUCUGAGACAGACGUUUAUAUGCUGUGUACGAAUUCCAUUGUAACUCAUGCCGUGUGUCAUAAAGUGCCAUUAGUGUAAUAUACAAUGAAAACCACAUUUCAUUCCUAUUGUUUUUCAGAAUGCAAUUCACGUUUGAUAACGUUGUGUUGUUUAAAAUUUCAUUUUUGAAAUAAUUCUAUUGUACAUAAGAUUGUCUAUUUCUAAUUUAACUUUUUUGCGAAUUGGGGUGAGAUUUGCUCAAUUGGAGCUCAGAUGAGAUUUGAAAGAUGUACUAGCUAAAUAUUAGCCUGCCCUUAAAACAAAUGUUAUUUUUAAGCUUUGGCUUGGGACACUCAGCAGAUGUGCAUGUGUGUUUUCUUUUUACUAUUAGCACAAUUAAGCUUUAUAAGUAAAACUGAAUAUUAAUAACAAACAUUAGGAGUUAGAGCUGUUAGUAUCAUCUGCAUGUUAAUAUGUCACUUCUUGAAACAAAUUAUUUGAAUAUAAUGUUCUGGAUUGACCAACAUAGCAAUUUCUAAUAGAAGUUUUAAGUUAAUAUGUUCAUUAAUGCAAAAAUACAAUUUCCCAUCUGCGAUUAACAAAAUAUAUCAAAUCAAAUUUCAAUGUGUUCUUUUAUAGAACUUUCUCAGGCUAUGUCCACACUACUACACUUUCAUUUAAAAACACAGACAAUAGUCUCUGUUUUCCCCUUUCGUCGAGACCACCCCGACGUUUUUAACUCCCGAGCCAUCAUCACAGCUUUGUGCAAUGUGUAUGUGUGAAAACGCAAACUCUAAUCACAUUCUGAUUGGUUUGUGCUUAUUACACAGCCCUUUCCCUGAUUGGUUCCUGCUCAUUGCAGCAUCUCAUUCCCUGAUUGGUCACCCUUCACAGAAGAAAAACAUAUUCCAACAUGUGUUGCUUUCCAUGGCGCUUACCUGUAUAGAGUUAAGUUAUGUUUUGUAAAGUUUGAGUGCUACUUACAUGUGCCAAAGGGGAAUAAUUUACUAGUUGCUACAGUUGUGUGAUAAAUCUAGCAACUCCAUUUACUGUAUUACACCUUACCAGAAGAAGGGGCCUGAGCUGCCCUCAAACACUUGAAUAUUGUAAUUUACUCAGCCAAUAAAAACUUGCUUCACUUCUUGUUACAUCCGUAAAUAUCUAGCACAGUGCAUCACUUUACAAUUACAGGCCACCUCAUUUAAAAUUCAGCUUUAAAUUAAAAAUGUACAGUAGUACUGUGGACAUAGCCUCAGACAACAUGAUACACGCUGCUAUGCAAAUGUUUCAGUAAAGUUAACUGUUUUCAUUCUGUGACAUUUCUGUGGUGUUUCCCCAGUUGUUGAACAAUUUUUUUACAAAACUGACUUGAAGGAAUAAUCCACCCAAAAAUAUUUUUUAUAUGUUACUUACUCUGUGUAGAUGGUAGUGAUGGCUAAGAAAAAUGUUUAAAUUCACAUUUUCGUACAGAACAGACAUAACAAAAUUUCUUACAUACCAGGCAUCUAUGGUGACGGCCAACUGUGGACAAUAGCAAACAAUUUUUAAAACAUCUAUGAAAAAAUUCUUACUGUCAAAUCAUCUAGCCAUAUACUUAGUGUCUCACACGCAUGUAUUUUUACUAAAAUAUUGUUAAAAAAACAUUUCCAUAAAACAGUCUCAUGAACGAAAAUGUGACAAACUUAGAUGCAGACGAGCAUUUGAAUUGAAGAGCUGCUUCCUUUUAUUGGAUAACUGCAUAGAUUACAAUCUUUACACCUUUGAGGCAGGUAAGGUGUAUUACAGAAACUGGAGUUACCUAUGUUUAAAUAUGUGUCAGAAAAGAAACCUAAUUUCAUGCCAAUUAAAGAUAACAUUUCGGUUCACUUCUCAUUGCAUCCAUAAAUGGCUAACAUGGUACAUCACUUUACUUCUACCAACCUGCCUCCUGCAGUUGCAUUUGUAUUCAUAGCAGUGAGCCAUAUAUGUGUUUAGGACUUUGUAAAGAUACAACUGAAUGAUCUUACUUGACAUGUGUAAUAUGGGGCACAAGUAACAUUUUCUUUAUGGACGUUUUUGAUAUAGUUUGCUGUUGUCCAGCGUUGCUCACCACAGAUGCCUAACAUGUAAGAAACUUUAUCUCCAUCUAAGAUUAAAUCAUGUUCUUGUCCAUCACUAAAAACCAUAUGGGGUAAGUAACAUAUAAAAAAUACAGGUUUUGGGUGAACUACAGUAAUACUUUAUUUACAGAAUCCUCUCACUGCGAUGUUUUGGUACAACAAAACCAACUUCUGACCAUUGCUAAACUUGUGCAGCGUUGAUCAGGUGUUGUGUAACGUACUGUCUAAAUAACACGUUGUGUGUAUAUUACUCACAGUGAACUGCGUCCCAACAGUUUGUUAUGUGCUUUGAUAUAUUUAAUCGAUUUUAUAGCAAAUUUCACAGGUCAUAGGAAAGUUAAGAAGGUUAGUUUCAAUGCUAUUUUAAGUAAUUAUUCUUUUUUUUUAUUUGUUUACCGUGUCAGAAUCACGAAAGAGAAAAGCAGUUUCACCAGAAAUUAAGUUAAAGAUUAUUAAGCACAUACAGGCUGGAGAAAAUGUAGCAGUAUCUAUGGGGUUGGUACAGUGAACUCAAAAAACAAUCAGACAAAAUUAAAAAGUCCAUAAAAAAUACACUGAUGUCACUGUCAGGGGCCAUUAUGCUAGGACAUAUCCAACACUCAGUUGUUAACUUGACCCCCUAGUAGUUCAUGUACUGUGGAUGGACCAGCAGCGCGUGAGAGACACAACAGCAAAGGUUGAAGGUGUCCAAAAUUGCAAAGUGCAGAUUUGUUAUAACAUAAAAAUACCCCAAGUUGCAGUAAAUAUUCAAUAAAUAAAUGUUCAAAAUAGUGCAUAAAAUGUUAAAACACUUCAGAAUCCCAAGCAGCAUCUCUCUUAGUGUCCUUUUGUUCCUCCAGACCCCCAAUGAAGCAUUCUUAAAGUCAGCCUUUAAGCAGCAACUACAUCAUUUAUAUCGUCACCUAUUAUGACAAAAAAAUGCAAGCAAUGAAUUACUUGCCCUGCUUACUUUAUCCAGGUGCCAAAUCUUCAUUCUCCUGGCAGACCACAUCGUCUCACUCAUCUCCACAUUGCUCUCAUAAAGAAGCAACCCUGACGCUAUUCGCCCCUGAACUUCCAGCGCUUUCAGCUCCUUCACUGCCACCUCAUGUCAGUACCCAUGGUGAGCUCUCUGCCACCUCAGUUCCAUACCCACAGAGCUUUAACUGGAUCUUCUCCGUCGCCACUUAUCAAAUGCAUCUCUAUGAAAACCCAUGCUGCUCAGAGAUCACUCAGUCCACUCAAUCUCUCUCCAUCCCUCAUUCCACGAUCCCCAAAAACUGACCUCCUUUCCUUCCCCUGCUCAGUCAUGUUAUCCUUGAACAUGCAGGCAUCGCCUCAAGUGAUUCUUGGUGCAGCUAAUGAGGAGCGACUGCCCUGAUCACUCAAUUGCAGGUUCCUCCAGUUAACCUGCACUUCCUCCAUUCACUGAGCAGCACCAUCUCCUUCAAUUGCAUCCAACGUUUUAAAAUGUCCUUGUAACAUGGAGUGUCACAGUCACAGCAUCAAAAUGAACCCACACAAGAAGUGCCAUGAGAGAAGAAAUGGAGAGAAUGCUAUCAUGGCAACAUAUGCCUCUGUCUCAAGCGACAAUUCAACAAAAAGCAUUACAUUUGUUUAAUCCAUAUACACAGUUAUGAAAUGAAACCAAAAUCCAAACAAUCAACACUAGAUGAAGAUUU